GCUGAUGAUUCCUAUCCGCCCCCGCAUGAUGUUCCCAGACGCGCCAAGGCAGCGCCGAGACACACCGACGCAACUCUCAGAUGUUCCAUUAUGAUAGAGAGGGGGCCGGCAGCAGGGGGCGAAACCCUUACAAAUAACAUCUUGCUCUGCUGAUGGUCGGCUUCACCAACUAACAAUGCACAGGGUUGUGCCGCCACGUGCACGCGCACGGCGUUUCCAUAAGCUUCUGAGCAACACUUCUCGGACGUCGUGGCACAAAGGCACCCUGAGCUGGCCUCCGGGCCGCAGUGGGUGUGCACCCAACGCCUCGGCGACCGACAAUGGCUCGGCCAAGCGCUUGGCGCGGAGCUCCUCCAGCUGGCGCCUGCACUUGGCCUCUCCGGGCCCGUCGCCCGACAGGUGGAGCUCCACCAGCUGGGCCAGCCUGGCCUCCUCGGGGUCGGCGUCGGGGGCCAAGGCCUGGGCGCCGGCGUUGAUGCGGACGCCUCGGCUGCUGGCGCGCGAGGCCGCGCCUCCGCCCGCGCCGCCGCGGACGCGCGCGGGGGGCGGGCGUCGCCUCCUCCGCCGCCGGCGCCUGCGGCCCGCGAGGGAGGGCGCCGUGCCCGCGGCUCUGGGGGCGCCUCGGGCCGCAGCCCCUGCUGCCGAGCACGCUGGGGGAGGAGGAGGAGGAGAUGCAGGAGGAGGAGGAGGAGGAGGAGGAGGAGAUGGGAGAGCGAUGGGCGGCAGACUGUAGAGAAAAAACUCCAGCCGCUGCCCCGCGCGGCGCAAUGCCGAAGCGGGCCUUGUGAUAAAACAAGUAUACCGCCGUAAAUGGUGGCACGGGUGGAUAAGAUGAUGUAGCACACGAGUGUAAAAGCUGAAGCAACAGAAGUGCUGAGCUAUGGGCGCCCCCCCCCCGGGUCAAAAGCCAGGCGUCUCAGCCAAUGGCGCCUGGGGGGUCAGCUACGAGUGCACUGGGCCUCGGGGUUGCCCGGGAAUCACUACUGGACGCCCCGCCUUCUGGCAUGCCCCAGGACCGCACGUGCAUGCCAAAGCAAGCCUGGGUAAAAAAACAGGUGCGCCGACCCUGCAAUGGCUGGCUAGGGUGCGAAACGAUUAAUAAUGUGGCACAUGAGUGCAAAGAAACCUGCAGCAACACAGCUGCUCAGCUACGGGCGCCCCCCAGGGCAAAAGCCAUUCAUCCCAGCAAAUGGGGCAUGAGUAGUCAGCUACGAGUGCACUGGGCAUGCCAAAUCGACGGCCUGGGGUUGCUCGAAGCUCUGGGAAUCCAUACUGGACGCCGCGCCCCGCAAAAGGCAGGCCCCAGUGCCGCAUGUGCAUGAGAAGCAAGCCUGCGCAGAAACCAGGUGCGCCGACCCUGAAGUGGCUGGCUAGGGUGGACAAGAUGAUGUGGCACAUGAGUACAACAUAAACAAGUAGGGCCUGUUGACAUCUCGUGCAGACCACGACAGGUUCUUAGAACAUUACUUGGUAGGCCCGUAUGGGGGGCAAGCUGGACCGGGACGACUCGCCACUGCUCGACCGCGGGCGCCUCGCGCGCGGGGUGCACCUGCCGGGGCUUCCCCCUGCGUGCCCUCCCGCGGCCGCCUCGGGACGGGCGGCCCGUGGUCGCCUCCCGAGCUGGCUGCGGGCGCCCCGUGGGCGGCCGGUGCGCGGGGCGCCCAGAGGUCGGGCGCACAGCGGCAGCGCGCAGCCUGCACGGCACAGCUGUCACCACACACGGCUUCUUCGAGGAGAAUCGAGCGCGACCACCGAUCCCCAUCCACGCGGAUCGGCAUCCACGGUUCUGGGCUGCGGGCUGCGCGGUCGCGGCUGGCGUGGUGAGUGAGCUAUACCCGUGACAAUCACUGCCCGGGCCAACGUGCGAAACUCCCGAAAACGGAAUUCCGCCACACACACGCCGGUGUCGGCGCCACGUUGCUUGCACUGCAUGGGUUGCACCGCGCAGCUUGCGCCAGCCACAUACCACUCGCACAGCGUAGCUUGUGCAACAUAUAUUUCACC
Molecule: messenger RNA, 2004 nt
Organism: Prorocentrum cordatum
Lineage: Eukaryota; Dinophyceae; Prorocentrales; Prorocentraceae
Source: the annotation of a GenBank genome assembly